GAUUCGAUCUUGUUUAAGCAUGCUUUCUUGAUUUGCUGGGAGGUUUUUCGAUUGGAGCUUCGUUACUGUGUCUGUGUGUGUGUGAGAGAGAGACCAGGAUCUCUGCCUUCUGGGCGGCAGCAUUGAUGAUUAGCUUGUCUCCGUUGAUUGGUGGUAGCUUGUGUGAUCCACAUUUCUGAAUUUCCGGCGACACGCACGGUUGCCAUCACCGUUCGACCUGCUGAUUCAUUCCUGCGACUGCGAGUGCUGUUUCCUUGUCGUUUAAAUGGGCAAUUCGGUUGCGGAUUAGGAUUCUCCGGGGGUAGAUGUGUGGUGCCAUCUGCAUUUAUGACGGAAUAUCGUCCAGGCAACUAGUACCACAAUUCUAGCAGAGAUUAUAAAUAUUCAGAAAUGGGUGCCAAAGAUAAUGGGGAAGUAAGAGACGAGAAGGGGGUUGGAUCAGAUUAUGAACCGGCCAGAGUUUCAGGAGUUUCCAAGAAACUCAUGAGAAAGGAUACAAGAGAAAAUAGCCCUCGCAUGGCAAAAAGCAGUGGCAGCCGUCAAGUUCAGAACAAGCUGCAACAUAAAGCUUCAAACAACAUUCAGAGUAGAUCUCCAAAACCCAGGAAAGUUGUUAACGCUGCGAAAUCUGCUGAAGUUAGAAGGUCAGAUACUGUAAGAGUUCCUUCUCGUGCUCCAUCAGAGCUUUCUGAGGAAACAGACGAUAUAGUUAGCGAGGCUGGAACCGUUGAUGAUAGUAAAGGCAAUGAAGAGGCCAAGGAGAUUGAUGUGCUAGAUGAAGCUCCACAUUGUGAUCAGAGCACUGGUACUGACGAUGAAAUUCCUGAAAUUGAAGAAAAGAUAGUUGAUGAUGAGAAACCAGUUGUGUAUCAAAGGAAUGAGGAGUUACAAUCAAAGAUUGACAAGUUGGAACAAGAACUUCGUGAAGUUGCUGCGCUCGAAGUUUCCCUCUACUCUGUAUUGCCUGAGCACGGAAGUUCGGCACAUAAGCUGCAUACCCCAGCUCGGCGUCUUUCUAGGAUGUACAUUCAUGCAUCAAAGUUUUGGUCCUCAGAUAAGAUAGCUUCGGUGGCAAAAAGCACUGUGUCUGGCCUAGUGCUUGUUGCGAAAUCAUGCAGUAACGAUGCAUCAAGAUUGACAUUCUGGCUGUCCAAUACAGUUGUGCUAAGGGAGAUAAUUGCACAAACUAUUGGUAUCUCAUGCCAAUCGUCUUCAACCAUUACAGCCAUCAACAUGAAUGGUAGUGCAAAAAGUCUUGAUGGGAGAUCGAUGCCAAUGCUAUGGACAAAUAGCUCCAGUGGCAAACAAACCAAAUUUACUGGCAUGCAGGUACCGGAUGAUUGGCAUGAAACAAGUACACUUUUGGCUGCAUUGGAGAAGAUUGAAUCAUGGAUAUUUUCUCGGAUAGUAGAAACAGUGUGGUGGCAGGCACUAACUCCUCACAUGCAAACUCCGGUGGAAGGAUCGUCAACCCCAAAGACUGGGAGAGUGUUAGGUCCUUCUUUGGGUGAUCAGCAGCAAGGCACCUUUUCUGUUAACCUGUGGAAGGCUGCAUUUCACGAUGCAUUCAACAGAAUAUGCCCCCUCCGUGCUGGUGGACAUGAAUGUGGCUGUUUACCAGUAUUGGCAAAAUUGGUGAUGGAGCAAUGUGUAGGCCGUUUAGAUGUUGCAAUGUUUAAUGCAAUCCUUCGUGAAUCGGCUAGUGAGAUACCCACUGAUCCUAUAUCUGACCCAAUUGUUGACCCAAAAGUCCUGCCGAUUCCAGCUGGUGAUCUAAGCUUUGGGUCAGGCGCUCAGCUGAAGAAUUCUAUCGGAAAUUGGUCGAGAUGGUUAACAGAUAACUUUGGAAUCGACGCUGAUGACUCAGAGGAGGAUGGUACCGACACAGGAAGUGAAAGAAGUGCAGCUGAAUCAAAGUCUUUUCAACUGCUUAAUGAAUUGAGUGAUCUCCUUAUGCUCCCAAAGGACAUGCUUAUAGAAAAAUCUAUCAGGAAAGAGAUCUGCCCUUCGAUUGGCCUCCCGUUAGUAACAAGAAUCCUAUGCAACUUCACUCCUGAUGAGUUCUGUCCUGAUCCUGUUCCUAGCAUAGUCCUAGAGGAGCUGAAUUCUGAGAGUUUGCUGGAGCGAUGCACCGACAAAAGUGCAACCAGCGCAUUUCCAUGUAUCGCUGCUCCUGUUGUGUACCGCCCUCCAUCCCUACUGGAUGUGGCAGAGAAAGUGGCGGACACUGGUGGCAAUGCAAAGCUAGACAGGAGAGCGUCAAUGGUCCAGAGGAGAGGAUACACCAGUGAUGAUGAUCUGGAUGACCUGGAUUCUCCCCUCGCAUCCCUUAUCGACAAAAGCGCUCCGCCUUUGCUGUCUAAAGGUAGCGCGCAUUUUACUGCUCAAAGAGGAGUUUCCAUGGAGAAUGCCAGAUACACAUUCCUGAGAGAGGUAUGGUUGGAGAGGCAGUGAUUGGUGAACCUGUACAAAUCCAGAAUCUCUUCUUUAGCUACCUUAAAAAGGGUUGGGAAGGAAAACCUGCUGAGGUGAAACCUUUGAGAGAAGUUGCUCACUUGCAGAGCUAGUUAACUAAACAAGAAUGGCUACUGUCAAAAUGCAAACAAUUUCGUGUACAUUCAUAUACAUAUGUUGUUCGUUUGUAGUAUAAUAGAAGCAAGCCAGAAAUGAACUUUCUCUGUUGUCUGUUGAAACUAAAGAAUGUGAUGUCCCAUGGGAAACGAAAAGAUGUUCUACCUGGACAACAUUAUGUAGGCCAGAUUCUGAUGCAUGAUUUGUCAACAGUACUAUUGUAUAUAGUUUUUCUUCUUACCGACAAAUCUGAUAAUGACUGGAAGACA
This is a messenger RNA of Oryza sativa Japonica Group (Japanese rice), 2840 nucleotides long. RefSeq lists its product as uncharacterized. Lineage: Eukaryota; Viridiplantae; Streptophyta; Magnoliopsida; Poales; Poaceae. The record is from RefSeq and is a predicted model, not a curated record. Gene Ontology annotation, cellular component: nuclear pore.